Molecule: messenger RNA, 700 nt
Organism: Owenia fusiformis
Lineage: Eukaryota; Metazoa; Annelida; Polychaeta; Sabellida; Oweniidae
Source: the annotation of a GenBank genome assembly
CAGGGGAGGAGAAUUAUAGCCGAGUAUAUGCAUAUCAAAAUAGUAAACUUGCCAAUGUGCUUUACACCAAAGAACUAGCAAAACGAUUAAAAGGAACUGGUGUCACAGCAGUUUCUUUACAUCCUGGAGUAGUCGCCACUGAGCUGUUGCGCUAUGCUCCUUACGUCAACAAUCCUAUUGUUCAGACCAUCCUCUGGCCAAUUGGUUAUAUUAUGGUGAAAACAUCAGCACAAGGUGCACAAACCACAAUCUGUUGUGCCCUGCAAGAUGAUAUACCCAAUCUCUCAGGAAGUUAUUUUAGUGAUUGUGCCGUAAAGGAAACUUCAGUCGCAGCGCAGAAUGAUGGUGAUGCCAAGAAACUUUGGGACCUCAGUUUGAAAUGGACAGGUUUGGAAAAAGAGGUGAAGAUGUAGAGGUGACAAUGAGGUGGAGAUGCUCAACAUGUUGUACUGCAUUGCAUACUGAACACAUCGAAUUAAACUGAGAAUUAAAUGGAAGAACAAUCUCAAUCUUAAGUGAGAGGAGAAUUGAAACAUCAGUGACAUUGUAACUAACAGGAUAUUUUGGUCCAUUUUGUAGGUUGUAUUAAGACAACAAAUAUGGGUUGCUUAGUAACAGUGUCACACACUAACCAAUCAUCUAUGAGGAGAAUAAAUGAUAUAUUUUGGCUUCCCAAUGGUCAUACUUUUAUAUAAGAAUG